This is a messenger RNA of Microthlaspi erraticum, 537 nucleotides long. The record is from the annotation of a GenBank genome assembly. Lineage: Eukaryota; Viridiplantae; Streptophyta; Magnoliopsida; Brassicales; Brassicaceae.
AUGACAAUGUUGUGGCGUCGCCGAGGAGAGGUAUUGGUGAAAGACCGAGCAGUAUUCGUAGAGAGUGCCUUCACUUCACUUGUGGCUUCAAUGUACCCGGUAUUUAAGACAUGCGAUGACAAAAGUGCGUUCGACUGGGGAAACAACGUUCGGAGCUUUGUUUCGGACAUUCCCGGAAGUUAUGUGGAAGUACUUGACCCGUACGUCGACUACAACCAUAAAGAAGCUGUGGUCGAAGCGUACAUGGAACCGGUCGUUCAGUCAAUGCCUUGGAUACUCAAGCGUUACAUGGCACCCAAUGUUGCUAAGAACAUUUCCACCACUGCAUACGGGUGGGCGAGGACCGGUGGUCUAUAUCAAAACACUAGGGCUGGUGAUUGCGGACCUUGCGCGGCGAAGUUCCUAGAGAUGCACACACAUGGACUUCACGAAGAAAUGUCUACGGUGAUUGAUCAGGAUGUGGAUAGGUUUCGUGAGAAAUAUGCUAUGGACUGUUACGAGGAGUUCGUGGGGAAAGAAAAUGUAGCAAACAAAUGA